AUGGAUGAAAAUUUUAAUAAACUAAUAAAAAAAUUAAAAAAGAAAGAAAAAAAUAAUAUUAAGUAUAAUAAAGAAAGAAACUUUAUAUUUCAUAUAAUAGGAAAUAAUGAACCUUUCAAUGAAAGGAUUUUUAAUUUUAAUAAUAUAAUGUAUGCUAAUAAAAAAAAAAAUAGUAGGGACAUUGAAAAUUAUAUUGACAAAUAUAAACUUGUUUAUAAUAAUUUUGAAAAUAAUAUAAAUAUGUAUUUUAAUAAAUAUGUUGAGGAUAUAAUAAAUUCUUCAAUAAUUCAAAGAUCAGAAUUACAAAUUCCUAAAAGGAAAAUGAACAAGACAAAUUAUACAAAAAACAAUAUAAUGGGGAAUCUAUUAAAUUAUGAAUAUGUUCAAUAUCACAAUUUUUAUAAAAGAGAAAAUGAGGAAAAAUAUUUUAAGCCAGCGAAAAAUAAUAAUGACGAAGAUUUUGUAGAUUUUUCAAUGAGUUCAGAUGACAAUGGGGAUUAUACACACAAGUACAUGUAUGAUAUAACAAAGCAAUUUAUAUAA
Plasmodium falciparum 3D7 is the source of this 543-nucleotide messenger RNA. RefSeq lists its product as uncharacterized. NCBI's taxonomy places the organism in Eukaryota, Apicomplexa, Aconoidasida, Haemosporida, Plasmodiidae. The coding region runs from base 1 to 543 and encodes 180 amino acids. The transcript is spliced from 2 exons. The record is from RefSeq and is a predicted model, not a curated record.